Brettanomyces nanus is the source of this 1854-nucleotide messenger RNA. RefSeq lists its product as uncharacterized. The record is from RefSeq and is a predicted model, not a curated record. Gene Ontology annotation, biological process: transmembrane transport. The transcript has a single exon. Gene Ontology annotation, molecular function: transmembrane transporter activity. Gene Ontology annotation, cellular component: membrane. NCBI's taxonomy places the organism in Eukaryota, Fungi, Ascomycota, Pichiomycetes, Pichiales, Pichiaceae. The coding region runs from base 1 to 1854 and encodes 617 amino acids.
AUGAGUACUCCUAAUUCUUCGAGUGUGUCUACUCCGACCACUUCCCCCAUAUCUCCUGCUCAGCCUCUCUCGAAAAACGUUACUUUUGGAGUGGUUACUCAGAAGGGUUCUUCGUCUGCGUAUAGGCGUUCUUCCGUAGGCACCCAGCCACCGUCCUUUCGUGCCGGUGCAUUUAGUUGUAUAAAUGAAGGUUCUUCUUCUUUGGCAGCUGCAGCUGGUUCAGCUGGUGCUGCUGCUUCGCAUUCGACUUCCGGUUCGGCUUCCGGUUCGACUUCUGGUUCGUUUAAUCAGCCUGUGAUUCCUCCUCCUAUUCCAGAGAGUCUCCCUACAACACCAGGCUACGAACUCAAUGGAACCUCAUAUUUUGACAUGCCAGGUAAGGACAGCUUUGCGUUACCCCAGCAACAAACGGUGCUGGCAUCGGUUAAUGACGAUGGAAACUCAUCAAAUACACAUCUCGAGAAUGUAAGUCAAGGUCUUACUUUAGAAAACUCUUUCCGUAACAAAUGGAGACUCGUGGCAUCGAUCAUUUUUGCUAUGAGUGGCGGUUUGUCGGACGGUGCUCCUGGUGCCUUGUUGCCUCGAAUGGAAUCCUACUAUGGUAUCAAUUAUACUGUGGUGUCGUUGAUUUGGAUAUCCAAUGCUAUUGGUUUCAUUGUCAUUGCCGUCUUUUCACAUAAAUUGGAACCUAUACUUGGUUCCAGAAAUUUGCAAAGCCUUGGGUGUGCCUGUUUGAUUAUCAUGUAUUCGAUGGUUUGUUCUGCACCGGCUUUCCCUGUGGUUGUGGUGGCUUUUUUCUUUGGAGGAAUUGGUCUUGCUACAAAUUACUCCUUCCAAAACUUAUUUUUGAGCAGGUUUGAGAAGUCUUCAAUCUAUUUGGGCUUUUAUCAUGGUUCUUACGGUUUUGGUGCUUGCGUUGGACCUUUGGUGGCCACUGUCAUGGUUAAUCAAGGUGUUAAAUGGAGCUAUUUCUAUUGCAUCAUGUUGUGUUUGUCUGCUUUUAAUAUGGUGAAUCAGUUUCUAGCUUUCAAAGGUUAUGAGAAAGAGUUCAGGGCUUGGGAAUCCGAUGAUCCUCUCGUUGAGCGAAAUGCUUCGACACCAGAAGCUGCGGAAGUUACUGUUGGUAUCAAGAUGGUAAAACUCAAUACAAAGAAUAACGCUGGUGCGUCUAGCGGAGAGGCUCGUGAAACCACUUUUGAGGAUGUUAACCCUGAUACACGUCUGGAAGGGCGUUCUGUAGGAAUCGAGGAGCUUCAUGCUGCUCUUAAAACACCGAUAACUUGGUAUUUGGCCUUUUUCGUACUUUUUUAUCAGGGUGCAGAAGUGUCUAUGGGAGGUUGGAUUGUCACUUUCUUGGAAGUUUAUCGCCACGGAAGUACCAGAAAUACCGGUUAUGUGGCUUCAGGUUUCUGGGGUGGUUUGACCAUCGGCAGAUUAUUUUUCACUCCAAGCAUUCAUCGAUUUGUUGGAGCCAAGCGUGGCAUCUCUAUUCUUAUAGUUGUCUCAUUGAUUUGCUGUACUCUCGCAUGGGUUUUACCGGUUCUAAUCGUCGAGGCCGUGUUUGUGGCAUUGUUUGGUCUAUUUACAGGUCCAAUUUAUCCGUUGAUGAUCACCGUUGCCGUUCGUAUUUUACCUAGAAAGAUUCAGGUUAUCUCUAUGACUAUCAUCACUGCCUUGGGAUCUUCUGGUGGUGCCAUAUUCCCAUUUCUAGUGGGUCUUAUCUCGCAAUUUGCUGGUACCUAUGUCGUGAUGCCCUUUAUACUAGGACUAUUAUCUUCUGCGCUUGUUCUAUGGUACCUUCUACCAAACCCUGACCGUCUGGUAAUCAGGUAUAUUUGGCAAAGGAUAUGGUGA